Messenger RNA from Rotaria sordida, 1005 nucleotides. Lineage: Eukaryota; Metazoa; Rotifera; Eurotatoria; Philodinida; Philodinidae. The record is from the annotation of a GenBank genome assembly.
AUGUUCAGUUUAGCUAUGUUUCUUGGCUCAUAUUUAUCUGGUCUUAUUCCACUUGCAUUCAAUCUUUCUGAAACAAAAAUGCGUUAUGUUACUGUACUUGGUGCUGGUCUAUUAGUUGGUACAGCAUUAGCUGUUAUUAUACCAGAAGGUGUUCAUGCACUUUAUAUGAGUGAAUUAGAAACAAAUCAAAUGCAAACUCAACAUGAAUUUCAUUCUGAUCAUAAAAUAGUUCGUCGACAUUUAAAUCAAAUUGAUCAUGGUAUUAAAGUCCCUAUUGCAAGUGAUGUUAAAGUCGAUAAUGAUAUAAAAGGUGAUGCUUUACCACCAGCUCAUCAACAUACAGCUGAUCGACCAAGAGAACUAGGUUCAGAAAUUGGACAUAAACAUUCAGAUACAACACAUUCAGCUAUUGGUGUUACACUUAUACUUGGUUUUGUAUUUAUGCUUAUUAUUGAUAAUUGUGGUUCAAGAAUUAUUCGACAUCAUGGAACUCAAAUUCUGGAUUCAUCGGGUGCAGUUAUUAUAUCUAAACCAAAAGCAACCUGGACAGCAACAUUAGGUCUUGUGGUACAUGCAGCUGCUGAUGGUAUUGCAUUAGGUGCAGCAUCAGCGACAAGUCGAUUUAAUGUUGAAUUAAUUGUAUUUAUGGCAAUUAUGCUUCAUAAGGCACCAGCUGCAUUUGGUCUCGUUUCAUUUUUAAUGUCUGAUGGUGUUGAUCGUAAACGAAUACGACGUCAUUUAUUAGUCUUUUCUUUAGCUGCUCCUCUAAUGGCUAUAUUUACUUUUGUACUAUUAAAAAGUAGAAUUCGUGACACCUAUUCAGUUGAUUCAACUGGUUUAGCUAUGUUAUUUAGUGCUGGUACAUUUUUAUUUGUUGCAACAGUACAUGUUUUACCUGAAGUACAAUCUCAUUAUGAUGAUCGACAAUUUCGUGCCAUUGAACUUCUUAUUCUUAUUAUUGGAUGUUGUUUUCCUAUUAUUCUUUCAAUGGGACAUAAGCAUUAG